AUGGAUAAACCCAAUUUUCCCGAGAAACAAACGCCAUCAUGGGGCACGUGGGAGGAGCUCCUCCUCGCCUGCGCCGUCCACCGCUUCGGCACGCAGAGCUGGGACGCCGUCGCCACCGAACUCCGCAAACGCAGUUCCAAUCUCCAUCUUCUCACCCCGCACGCAUGUAAACGCAAGUUCCACGACCUCCGACGUCGUUUCACUCAAAACGACUCCGCUUCCGGCAAAGACGACGAUACUCCCCCUACUCCUUGGUUAGACCAGUUACGACAACGCCGUCUCGAUGAACUCCGACGUGAACUCCAACGCUACGACCAUUCCAUCGUGUCUCUGCAGUUGAAGGUGGAGAGAUUAAAGGAGGUUCGCGAACAGAGUUUGAGAGAGACCGAAAAACCGGUUGAAAAAUCGGAUCUAGAGAAGACUGGAGAGGAAGAGAUCGAACACAGAGACGCCGAACCGGAAGACAAUUCGCCGGAGAAGAGAGGUAUCUCCGGCGAAGUCUCCGAGCAUGACGACCGGUCGUGUAACGAAUCAAACACGACAGAUCCGAAACACGAGAUUCCCGAAACCGAAGUCGCCGAUGCGGAUAAAGGCUCCGGACAGACUGAACCGGCCGGUGAGGAGAUUGAACCGGUGGAGAAGUUGGAUAAUCCGGUGGUGGAGGAUUCGUGUAACGGAAGCUCCGAUUCGGUGGUGAAGGAAACGGCGGUUGUGGAGGCGGAGAAGGGGAACUCCGGCGAGUUGAAGGAAUCGGUGGCCGAGUCGAAAGGAAGGGAGGAGGAGGAGGGGACGAAGGAGAGUCCGAGUAACAGUGAGGUGCAGAGCUCGGCGAGUUUGUCGAGAAAACUAGGGCAGGAACCGAAACCGGGUGGACCGGGCGGUCCGGACAGACCGGAAGAACCAUCUGAACCGGACCAAGAGGAUGAAUCUCCCGCCAUGAAGGGGGUCCCCGUUGAAUCUCAGCCGUUGGCUGAAUUCCUCGGGAUCCUCCGGUCUCAUAAGUUUGCCUCCUUUUUCGAGCGCCGGCUUCAUUCCCAGGAGACCCCCAUUUAUAAAAACAUGAUUCGGCAACACGUAGAUUUUGAAUUGGUGCAAACCAGACUUGAAGGAGGUCGGUACGAACCCUGCAGCAGAUUCUUGUUUUUUCGAGAUCUGUUGCUUAUUUGUAACAAUGCCAUAGUCUUCUUUGGGAAAAAGUCUCCAGAAUACAAGGCUGCGUGCGAGCUUCAGUUACUAGUUUCAAAGGAAAUGGUUCUUCAGGCUCCUAAACAAGAUCCGCCACCUAAAGAAGAAACUCCGAAACCGCUAGCUCCACCUCUGAACCAGGAUCCUGAAACGUCGGAUUCAUUGCUAGCAAAAUCAAAACUUUCACUUCCACUGAAUGCUUGUCGCAAGCGCAGCUCAAUUACUGCAAGAGCAUCCACAACAUCUUCUUCUGGACCAGACAGAAAAAAAGAGCAAAUCACCACCUCAUUCCGUGAUGUCAAGCCAGCUAUAAGUUGGAAGCAAAAAGAAGAAUCCUCGGAUGAAGUUGAGAAACUUCACGUCACCAAGAAGAGAAGAAAAGAAAGACUCAGGAGCAGUUCAAGAAACAACUCGAGCAAAAAUGGCAGGAGCCGUGGUAAUACUAACAACGACAGGAAUUCAGAAGCCAAUGACGGGUUUUCAAGCAGAGUAGUGACUAGCAAUGAGAACUCAGAGUCCAAAGCUGAGACGGAAAAGAAGAGCAACACUAAUUCAAGUGGGAAAAAGCGAAGCGCCGCAGAUUUUUUGAGUAGAAUGAAGAGGAGCUCCACAACCAAAACUGGAUUAUCGGCAGAGACAUCAAAGACCCCAGACAAUAACAGCAAAGGAGGAAGAGCAGAGCAGAGGAAGAAUGGAAAUGGCAAGGGAAAUGCACAAAAAGAUCAAGGUUCGCGCAGAGGUUCUGGUGGGAGACAAGCUGCAAAAGAGCAAGGAAGUCCCACGAAAAGGAGUGUGGGACGGCCCUCAAAAAGGGCAGCCGCACCAGUAACAGCUGGUCCGGCUAAGCGAACUAGACAGAGAGGCUAA
This is a messenger RNA of Prunus armeniaca (apricot), 2052 nucleotides long. The record is from the annotation of a GenBank genome assembly. Lineage: Eukaryota; Viridiplantae; Streptophyta; Magnoliopsida; Rosales; Rosaceae.